This is a messenger RNA of Myotis myotis, 906 nucleotides long. Its product is annotated as phospholipid scramblase 1-like. NCBI's taxonomy places the organism in Eukaryota, Metazoa, Chordata, Mammalia, Chiroptera, Vespertilionidae. The transcript has 9 exons. The record is from RefSeq and is a predicted model, not a curated record. Gene Ontology annotation, cellular component: plasma membrane. Gene Ontology annotation, molecular function: phospholipid scramblase activity. Gene Ontology annotation, biological process: plasma membrane phospholipid scrambling. The coding region runs from base 1 to 906 and encodes 301 amino acids.
AUGUCGCUCACACCAGGACCUCCAGUAUAUAGUGGCCAACCUGGCCUCCAGAAUGCCUAUCCUCACCCCGAGGCUGACUACUCAGUUCCACUCCCUGGCUAUUCAGGUGCUGGUCCAGUGGGCUUUCCUGUCCAACACCAGCCAGUGUAUAAUCAGCCAGGUGGACCAGAAGGGGUACCAUGGAUGCCAGCAUCACCACCUCCAUCAGACUGUCCACCAGGGUUGGAAUAUUUAAGUCAGGUAGAUGAGAUACUGAUCCAUCAGCAAAUUGAUCUUCUGGAAGUCAUCAUACAUAUUGAAACAAAUAACAAAUAUGAAAUUAAGAACAGCCUUGGACAGAAGAUUUACUUUGUCACCGAGGAUAAUAAUUGCUGUACCCGAAAUACUUGUGGGGCUCAUAGGCCUUUUACCAUGAGGAUUCUUGAUCUUAUGGGCCAAGAGGUCGUAACUCUGGAGAGACCACUAAGAUGUGGCUAUUGUUGUUGCCCCUGCUGCCUUCAGGAGAUAAAAAUCUAUGCUCCUCCUGGUACACCAAUAGGUUAUGUUAUUCAGACCAAGCACCCAUAUGUGCCUAAGUUUACAAUUCAAAAUGAGAAUAAAAAGGAUAUACUAAGAAUUAUCGGUCCAUUUUUUGCAUGCAAAUGUUGUGGAGAUGUUGAUUUUGAGAUCAAAUCUCUUAAUGAAGAAAAUGUGAUUGGCAAGAUUUCCAAGAAGUGGACUGGUUUUGUGAGAGAAGCAUGUACAGAUUACAGUGACUUUGACAUCCAGUUCCCUUUAGACCUUGACGUGAAAAUGAAAGCUGUGAUGCUUGGUGCGUGUUUCCUCAUUGAUUUUAUGUUUUUUGAAAGUACGGGGAGCCAGGAUGGGUGGCAGGAUUUUCUCUUUGUCAGAGAUAACUUUUAUUAA